UUGAUUGCAAAUGUAUCGUUUUAGUAUUUUCAGUAGAGCUACUUUCCAAUUUUUUCAGUGUACCAACAUCUGGAACCAGGAGGCGAAAUAAUCACAGUUACAUCCGUAUUACUAAAGCUGGUUGGCUGAUAACACAUAGAGUUCAUUGGAAGUCACUUUGGAGAAAAGCAUCUGCUAAAUGAAUAAAUGUAAAUGUAAAUUCCACUGUAACCUCAGUGACCUCAACACCCUCUGGUACCUGUCUCAUAACAGUUUCUCUUCAUCAUAUUAAGAGUCCUCAAGUAAAACCAUUCAUUUCAUCUAUCAUAUUUCUCUCAGCCGUUUUAUUUUUUAAAUUUAUUGCUAAUUUCUUACCACUUUAUCUGCGGUCAGCUUUUAUCUCAUUUGUACGCGUAGUGAUCGAUCUCUAGACUAGAUCCACCAGAAAAACACUCUCUCUGCACGAAAUUAGUGUGAAAUUGUCUGAGUGAAAAUAACGUACGUGCUUUUAUCGUGAAAAAAUGGGCUUCCGAACACAAUGAAAUGUGUUCUUUAUUCCACAGGCUGUUCUCCUACACACCCUUUGAUUGCCCUGCUGUGUUCACUUUUUAUAUUUCCUGGCUUCUUCAGUUCACUCCGUCGAGUUCUGGAUUUAAUCGUUGUUGUACAUCCUGCAUGAUACCCUGCCUGCCCGUACGUCCCCGAGGCCACCCAGGACCAGGUGACAAACCACCGUGUCCGACAGCCACCGCGACCGUGGCAGCGAUGUCCCCCGUCGGCUCCCAGACUCCUCUGUCGCUGUGUGCGGACCUGCCCGUCUUUAUACUGUGGAUCCACUACUUGGCACUGACGGCUACCACAGGGGAGGCCAUGGUGGCCAGCAAGGCAGCGGCAAAGGGAUGCCCACUUGGCCAGUUUCCCUGUGGGAACCUGACUGUCUGUUUGCCUCAGCUGCUCCACUGCAACGGCCAGACAGACUGCCAGAAUGGAGCUGAUGAAGAGAACUGUGGGGACAACAGUGGGUGGGCAGACUUCUUUGACCGAACAGUUAAGAGGGUGGACCUCCAGGAAGCCACCGAAGAUUGCUUCCUGCAGCAAUACCCAGAGUACUGCCAGUGCAUUCACACGGAGCUGCGUUGCAUGCACAUGAACCUGGAGCAGGUGCCACUCAUCUCAGCCAAUGUCACCUUACUGUCCCUCAAGAGCAAUGAAAUUCGAGACCUGCCUGAGGACGCCUUUUCCAGGUACUCGGAGCUGCAGAGACUGUUCCUCCAAAACAAUGGCAUACAGACUGUGUCCAACCGAGCAUUCAGUGGGCUGCAUGAGCUCCGUAAACUAUCACUCAGUCAGAACAGCAUCACUUCGCUGAGGCCUGGGGUGUUCGGUGACCUUCGCAAGCUGCACUGGCUGAUCCUCGAUGACAAUCCCCUCAAAAGGAUCUCGCAGGACACCUUCACUGGGCUCAGGUCCCUAUUUACCUGUAAGUGGCUGUCCAUGGUAAACACCUCCUUGGAGCAGCUUCCCCAGACCACGUUCUGCUACCACAUGCCCACUCUCACCUGGCUGGACUUUGAAGGGAACCACAUUGAGACUGUGAACUUCUCCAUGCUGCUGUCAUGUGAUGAACUCACUGUGCUGUCACUGCGUGACAAUAGGAUCAACCUGCUAUAUGAAAACACGUUCCAGCAUCUGCAGGAACUGGGUGAUCUUGACUUGUCAAGCAACCAGAUUACUGACCUUCCUCCUGGUAUCUUCAGGGGAUUGAAGUCUCUUCAGACACUCAACAUAUCCCACAAUCCAUUGCUCCACAUUUAUCAUGGACAGUUUGAUCCCCUUACCCAGCUUCGGUCCCUAAGCCUAGAAGGCAUUGACAUCCCAGACAUUGAAACACGGAUGUUUCAGUCUUUGGAAAACCUCUCAUACAUAUACUUGAAGAAAUUCCAGUACUGUUCCUUUGUGCCACAUGUCCGAAGAUGCAAGCCCAACUCUGAUGGAAUAUCUUCCUUCGAAGACCUGCUGGCUAAUAUGAUCCUCCGGGUAUCAGUGUGGGUCAUGGCCUUCAUUACGUGUUUUGGGAACCUCUUUGUCAUUGGCAUGCGCUCCGUCAUCCGGGCCGAGAACAACCUUCAUGCCAUGUGCAUCAAGGUUCUAUGCUGUGCGGACUGCCUGAUGGGGAUCUAUCUGUUCUUCGUGGGGGUGUUUGAUGUCAAGUUCCGAGGCCAGUACAAUCGUCAUGCCCAUGUGUGGAUGGAGAGCCCUAUCUGCCACACCAUGGGAUUCAUGGCUAUGCUGUCUUCUGAGGUGUCCGUGCUUCUGCUCACCUAUCUCACCUUGGAGAAGUUUCUGGCCAUUGUCUUCCCCUUCAGCCCUCUGCGCCCAGGCAGGAGACUGACAGCUGCCAUGCUGGCCUCCAUCUGGGUACUGGGUGCAGUCAUAGCUAUCAUACCAUUGCUCAAUGAGGGCCUGUUUGGCAACUACUAUGGGCGCAAUGGUGUUUGCUUCCCACUACACUCCGACCAGCUGGAGUGGCCUGCUGCCAGGGGCUAUUCCAUAGGGAUCUUCCUGGGUCUCAACUUGGUGGCCUUUCUUGUCAUCGUUGUCUCCUAUUCCAGCAUGUUCUACUCCAUCUACAACACAGGCAUCAAUGCCGCUGACCUGCGCAGCCGGCUGCACUGCGACAUUGCUGUGGCCAAUCGCUUCUUCUUCAUUGUGUUUUCUGGUGCCCUUUGCUGGAUCCCCAUCUUUUUGGUCAAGAUCCUGUCCCUGCUAGAGGUUGAGAUCCCUGGAACCAUCACGUCCUGGGUGGUGAUCUUUAUCCUUCCCAUCAACAGUGCUCUGAACCCCAUCCUCUACACGUUGACCACCAGCUUCUUCCGAGAGCAGGUGGAGAUGCUGCUGUGCCACUGGCAACGGCGCCGAGCCCUCAGGAGGGAGCGCAAGAGCCCCCCCAGCUCCGGCACUUCUGCGGCUUACAUGGAGGCCUCGCGGCGGGACUUCUUAUACCCCCAGGCCUGCUUGCCAAGGACUUUCUUCGUUGACAUGGAGGCCAAAUAUGGAUGAGUGGAUGCUGGGUGGGGUAAGGAAGAGAGGAGGACAUGCUUUUCCAUCCUUUCCCCAUCUAGUCAGAGCAAGAGUUUCUGUUAUAGAGUAUUAAUCCUUUGCCAGGAACACCUAAGGUGUUUUUGGACUCUGAAAGUGCACUGUCACCACAUCAGCUGACCCGCCUGGAGCUCUUUGCCGUCCUUCUCCAUGAGAUACCCAUGUCUUCACGCGGAGGAACUGUACUGCACACUGUGUAUGUAGCACAGUGUAUCAGUGUUGCUGAUACCUGGAGAGCUAUUUCGGAGAAACUAGUCUUUUUCUGUUUGUGCACUUUUUUGCUUGGUAAACAGCUCAAUUAGAUGUGGUGUUACUGUGUUUUUGGUAUUUGACCCAGGAAGAGUAACUGUGGUGCCUAAGAAACUUUCAGUCUGGUUUAUUCUUGAUCAAGAGAAAACUGCUAACACUAUAACCUUUGUUGAACAGGUGCAGGCUUCAUUGCACCAGUGUCACAAACCAGAUUUUACUAAUCUUGCUUACAUGUACAUUAUUUAAAUAUGGUAUUAUUUAUGAACUAAUAUGUUUAUUUAAGUGUGCAAGUAUGUCUGUGUGCACGAGUAUGAGAGUUUGUAUGCAAUAUGAAAAAAUUCCACACAACCCAGGCUCUGUCCUUUAGAAAUAAAUUAACAAAGCAUGCAGAAAAACAUUCCUUUUAAGUUAACAACUGGACCAAAUCAACAACUUCCAACACCCCUCCUCCUACAAGUUCUCAGUACUACAUUUCAGUUCUAAGGUAAAAAUAAGCCAAAAGGACCUAAUAUUGAAAGUAUAUUUAAAACUUUAAAUAUUACAUGACCGGGGGUGC
This is a messenger RNA of Scleropages formosus (Asian bonytongue), 3883 nucleotides long. RefSeq names its product relaxin family peptide receptor 2a (gene rxfp2a). The transcript is spliced from 19 exons. NCBI's taxonomy places the organism in Eukaryota, Metazoa, Chordata, Actinopteri, Osteoglossiformes, Osteoglossidae. The record is from RefSeq and is a predicted model, not a curated record. Bases 523 to 3039 code for a protein of 838 amino acids. Gene Ontology annotation, molecular function: G protein-coupled peptide receptor activity; protein binding. Gene Ontology annotation, cellular component: plasma membrane. Gene Ontology annotation, biological process: adenylate cyclase-activating G protein-coupled receptor signaling pathway; hormone-mediated signaling pathway; activation of adenylate cyclase activity.